ACAAGAAUACCAAAGAAGAAGACGAGGAAGACGAUCAAAACAAGAUUGAGCCUUCGUCACCUUCGGUGAUGCCUCUUCCAAGACCACCCGAUCAUCUGCUGCCUGCAACGCCGCAUCUUAAAAGAUACACCAACGAACAUCAUAAUAAUAUUUUAAGUUCGAGCACACCAUUACCUCCAAUGAUGCCUUCGCUAACCUCGACAUUACCGCAAUGCAAGAUAAUCCCUUUGAAUGCCAUGGAAAAUAUUGCUGAAUCGGAGGUAGAUAUAUCAGCGAGAUAUCCAUAUGGAGUAGCGGACGUUGAUGAAUUGAGCAGCUUCGAAACAACGGAUAUAUCUUGUCCCUCUCAGACAUCUCAGCAAAGAAUGACGUCAAAUCCUCUUCUAAGGAGAAAUCAGUACUGGGUCUAGCACGAAUGCCGUCCCCAGCUUCAACAAGCGGGGAGAUAUUCGUAGCGAAUACAAAAAACUACACAAAGUUCAAUGAGACAAUGUAAGAAUAAGUCGGUGAGAUAUCGACUUGAAGACGUAGAGAUUAGCGAAUAGCUACAAUGGCUUGAAUAAAUCUUUAUGAACAAGCUGCGAAGCAGACUCUCAAGUGUUAAAAUACGAACUACGAAAUUAUUGUGCCUAUUCGUGCUAAAAUUAUGUGUUAAUGAAAAUU
Molecule: messenger RNA, 663 nt
Organism: Ceratosolen solmsi marchali
Lineage: Eukaryota; Metazoa; Arthropoda; Insecta; Hymenoptera; Agaonidae
Exons: 2
Coding region: 69-410 (113 amino acids)
Source: RefSeq, a predicted model, not a curated record